AUGAACACAGAGAAAGCUCAAAAAUGUGCUGAGGAAUUUGCGUUGAAUCAUGUUGCUGGUUUAUUUCAACGUCCAGAUCAGCUCGAAAAGUUAGAAGUGCUCAAGAAGCGGGCUGAGCGCAAAAAGGUACUAUAAUGUAAUGAUAAACUUUAAUUUUUCAUCAGUUCGUGAAGGAACAUCUUUCAUUUCGAAGACUCGGACUUAUUAUAAUAAAGUUCAACAGAAAAAAUAAAGCUUAGGUUUUGAAUGUUUUGAUAUAAACUUAUAUCUUCAAGUAUUGUCAAUUUAGGCGGCAGUAGAAGCAAUGUUAAGGACGGGAGUCCAAUCCCAGCUUGAGGGUAUUCGAACGGCGAUGAAUCAUUUACAGUCAGCUAGCGGAGACAUUGGACUAAUAGAAAAAGAGUGAGUUUUUGGGAAUUUGUAGUGUUUUGGUGUUUAGGGUCUUCAACGAGUUUUUUUAAAUACCUUUAACUUUGUUACCUAAAAAUUAAAUUUUCUUUUAAUAUUCUCAUAAAACCUGUGUUACAGUAUGCACGAAGUCCUGAAGCGUCUCCAAACGAUUCCAGCGCUCAAAGGCCGGUUAAGCAAGUUGGCUGAAGCCAAUAUGAUCCAUUCACAAUAUGCGGCUGCCAUGGAUAACCUAAAGCAUAUUUUCAAUAUAAAUGACACAAUCGAAACUACUCAUACGCAUAUAAUGGAUGGUCGAUUGUUAUAUGCCCAUAAGAACAUAAUGGAGCUGGAGAAUGCUCGGGACGACUUGAUGAAUGAAGUACACAAACUUCAGACAGACAGAAGGGAAUACGAUAUUAAUGUAGGUUUUGGAUUUGGGUAUUGAAUUGGAGUUUUUGAAAUUUUAGGUAAUAAUUUUAAGAAAUGUUAUCUUUUUGGAAGUUCUUAAAGUUUUAGGUAACAAAUUUAAAAGUUUGUGAGUUUAAUUUUCAGUUACUAAAGAACUACUUUGCCGAGGUCGACAAGUUAGUAGAAGAACUCGGCAAACACGUAUUUUACCUCUGCAAACGAGCACUGGAAGCAGUACGAGGAGAGAAUGCAGGGCCACAACAAUUAGUGACAGCCUUAAGAAUCAUCGAACGAGAGCAAAGAAUUGAUGAUUAUUAUAAGAAGCAACUACAAGCCAAUCCAUCCUCGUUUCUACCGCCAGGACGGCCGAGACAAUGGCGGAAGAAGCUGUUUGACAGUCUGAAGAGUACGGUAAAGGAGAGAAUUGAAGGUAAUCAGUUGGAGGAACGAAUCAACAACAAACAAUGGCUAGUACGAUACUUGGAAGUGUGCAGACGUACUGUAAUUCAGGAUUUGAAUGUGGUCAAAAGUGCAUUGGUACCAUGCUUCCCUCCACACUAUAUGAUUUACGACCGGUAUAUUCAUAUGUACCAUGAUUGUUUGAGUAGCAGGGUAGGUUUUUUUUUUCAUUUUUGUAGAUCAAAGGGGCAGCUAGGUGAAAGUAUGGUAGGGUAUAUGUUAGGCUUAAGUACACCUUUUAGUCUUAGCAGGCAAUUUUAGACUUACGCAAUUUAGGCUUAGGUACACACUUUAGGCUUACGCAAUUAAGGCUUAUUUACACAUUUUAGGCUUACGUAAUUUUAGGCUUAUUUACACGUUUUAGGCUUACGCAAUUUAGGCUUAGGUGCACAUUUUAGGCUUACGCAAUUUUAGGCUUUUUUACACGUGUUAGGCUUACGCAAUUUAGGCUUAGGUACACAUUUUAGGAUUAGCAGGCAAUUUUAGGCUUACGCAAUUUAGGCUUAGGUACUCAUUUUAAGCUUAAAUCAUGUUUGAUUUUAGGUAAGAGAGGUGGCUCAAGAAGAUUUGGAGAAGAACGAGCUAGUCCAACUGCUAAACUGGAUCAAAUCUUAUGGAUCGACGGAAAUGUUAGGCAAUCCGAAGCUAGGAAUCGAAAUAAACGAGCUACUGAAGGAGAAGCCGCUAUUACCACGGUCGACUACCGACCAGCUGUAUGACAAAUUUGUGGAAAUUACCCAAAAAGACAUGACAGCAUGGUUGGAGAAGGCAAUUCAAGGAGAAGCAGACGAAUGGAGAAAAGAACCAAUAAGUGAGAAAGAUCAGCCAGACAUUGAUGAAGACAGUCAGGGAUGUUAUUAUACACAACUGCCUAGUAUUUUGUUCGGGAUGGUCGAGGAUCAGGUAAAUUUUUAAUAAAAAAAUUGGUUAUUUUUAACUUUUUUUACAUCAUUUUGUUUUUCUUUACCCCACUGUACUCUACUUUACAGUACCCUACCCUACUCUAUCUUACUCUGUCCUACUCGACCCUGGAGCUCGUUGAACUUUUUAUUAGGUGCCAACAUAAAGAACCCGCCAUACUUUUCCUGUAAUUUUCUGUAAAAAAUGGCUGGUUCUUUAUGUCGGCACCUAGUACUGUACGAAAUACGCCUAGAAAUUUAUGAUAAAUAUUUGUGCGGGAUUAUGUAACAGAUACUGUAACAAGAUAGCCUUAGAGAAAUUGUCAGAAAUGGUAUUGCGCAACACUUUCUUACGUAAUUUUGCAAUUUUAUGUAAUAUUUGCCUCGAUGUAAAACGACCCAACAAAUUACUGCGAGUAAUGGGAAAUAUCAAAAAAUUACUGCGAGGGCUGAGAAAUAUCAGCAAAUUCAUGCGAGUGCUGGGAUUGCCUUCAUUUUUCAGUACGGAACUACUUUUUUUAUUUGCCAUAUUAUUUUAGUCAUUAGAUGUAAGGUUUGUUAUGUUAAAACGGCAUUACUAAGCUUAGGCUUUUAAGUUUAAGCUUGCUAAGGCAAAGAUGGCAGGCUUUUAAGUCCACUGAAGCUGGGAUGCUUAAACCUACUAAGCUUAACCUUCUGACAUUAGACAUAGGAAACGGGCCGGGCCGACUCGGCCGGGACUGAACAAAAUUUAGGUCGGGACUGGCCUGGAAAUCUCACAAAAGCCCGGCCUGUUUGCACGUAAAGAAAUUCGGGCCGGGCCCCAUCAAAACUCAGAUCGGGCCGGGCCUAAAAAGUGGGCCUGGCUCGGUUCGUUUUCCAUGUCUAUCUGCCAUUCUCUUUCUUCUCUUAGCGGCGUCUUAGGUGUAAAUUUUAGGUAUAUAUCGUAUUUUUUAGGUAUCACUGGCAAAGCAAAUCACAUCAGAUAUUGUACCAAGGAUUAUCGAAGCAUCGGUGGACUGUUUUCUGCAAUCUGCUACAAGGUACAAGGAAAUGUUAUCGGACUAUAAAAAUGAACAUUUUGGAGAAAGUCGACGACACAGGUUCUUUACUCAACAUAUUGUAAGCUUUUUUGAUAUUUUGGGUAUUAAACAUUAAAAAGGUUGCGUUUUUAGCAAAAAUUUUUGAAAAAUCUUUAUUUUAAUGAAGAUUAAGUUAAAUAAAAAAAAAUUAAAUCUUUAUUUUUAGGUUUUACUAGCUUAGGCUUAAGUUUAAAUUUUUGAACUUUUUCAGAUUGCCACUGCCAAUAACAUGGACAUAUGCAACGAAUGUACGGACAAAUGGGAGAUCCACAUUCGCCUCAACAUGGAAGGCAUAUCGGACAUUCCCGACACUCCGACUUCUCCACGAUCGCUUUCUGGAAUCUGCUACGUGAAUCGAAAAGAAUUGAUCGAAAAAAUCGGAAAACUGAAGGAACGAUGGCAGUUUGUAAUGCAACAUGCCAUCGGAAUACUCAUGGAAGAGCUGAACAAUGACAUUUCCAAACAUCUCGAUGUAUUAUUCAGUAAACAAUGGCUUAGAGGCAGUACGGACUUGGGUACAAUAACAUGUACUAUUCAGGACUAUUACAAUGACUACAGACAUCUGAGGACCCACAUCAGAUUGACAUUGAUAAAGGAAAUUGCGUACAAGAUAUUAGGGGAAUAUUUGAUGGCUAUUGAGUCGAGGAGAUUGACCUUCUCGACCUACGAAGACCGGUCGAGAGCUUCAGAUCAGUUGAAGAUGGAUUCUAGAAUGAUCGAGGAUUUUCUGCAUAAAUUACCGGGAAUUGAGUUUGAUGUAAGUUGUACUAUCUUGGCUUAUUUCUUAUUUUGCUCUGCUUUUACUGCUACCCUUACUUUUGUUCUGACCUUAUCAUUGCUUCUGUAAAGUAUGGUACUAUUAGUACUAUACUUCACUUGAUCCUAUCAUAUCAAGCUGAUUUAUGUUUAAUUUCAGUACCCAGGUCUUCUCACUGUCCUUCCAGCAAUGGCUGACAUCCUGGCUCUAAGUGACAAGACUAUAUUGUUGUUGGAAACCAGCUCUUUCGUGAGAAAGUUCCCAGAUGUUCAACCAGAACUAUUAUCAUCAUUGCUAAGUCUAAGAGAGGAUCUAACUCGACAAGAAGCAAAAAACCUUGCCGAAUCAGCCCUGAACAAUAUAAGACAUCAGCCGAAAGGAAGCGACCAGUCGAUGGUCAAGUUGUUCCAGUGUGUCAAGUCUGACGGUCGGAAAACGUUGCCAGCGUUAGAGGAGACCAUGCAUAAUAUGUUCGCUACUCUGGUCAUGACUGCCAAUAAGGUCGAACGAUAG
Molecule: messenger RNA, 4487 nt
Organism: Bursaphelenchus okinawaensis
Lineage: Eukaryota; Metazoa; Nematoda; Chromadorea; Rhabditida; Aphelenchoididae
Source: the annotation of a GenBank genome assembly